Messenger RNA from Anolis carolinensis (green anole), 2864 nucleotides. It is a transcript of the gene nedd1, whose product is annotated as NEDD1 gamma-tubulin ring complex targeting factor. The record is from RefSeq and is a predicted model, not a curated record. Bases 244 to 2238 code for a protein of 664 amino acids. Gene Ontology annotation, molecular function: gamma-tubulin binding. Gene Ontology annotation, biological process: mitotic cell cycle; microtubule nucleation. NCBI's taxonomy places the organism in Eukaryota, Metazoa, Chordata, Lepidosauria, Squamata, Anolidae. Gene Ontology annotation, cellular component: centriole; ciliary basal body; spindle pole. The transcript is spliced from 15 exons.
UAUUUCCUGAUCAGAAAAACCAGAACGCGGCGCACUCUCUUGCCCUUUCUCGGCCGCCGUAGGCGAAGGAGACGGGAGCGUUCUCGCAAUGCCUGUUGGGGCGGGCUGCUAAGUUCUUCAGAAGCGGGGGAAGUCUCUCGGAAGCGGCGGAGGUUGUGCGGAGUAGGCCUGAGGCUCCUCAGGUGGAGGAAAUGAGUCGGGCCGGCUAGAAGCCUCUUCUGGGCGAAGUGCGAAGCUUCAACCAUGCAGGAAAGCAUCCGUUUUGCUUCUUCGGGAGAUGAUGAUGUUAAAAUAUGGGAUGCGUCAUCCAUAAAUUUGGUAGACCAGUUCAGUCCUCAUUCUUCCUCCCAUCCAAUAAACUCUGUAUGUUGGGGCUGCAACAAUAAUUUUUUGGUUACUGCCUCAGGUACUGGUGAUAAAAUAGUUAUUUCAAACUAUAAGGGUAAACCAAUUCCUCUCUUUGAACUAGCUGAAGGGGCAAAACAGACAUGUAUAAGUCUGAGUUCUAAUUCUAUGUAUAUUGCAAGUGGAGGUACUGAUAGCACUGUUAAUAUCUGGGAUUUAAAAUGUAGAAAACUUCACCGAUCUCUUAAGGAUCACAAAGAUGAAGUAACGUGUGUGUCUUUUAAUUGGAAUGAUUGCUAUGUUGCUUCGGGAUCUUUGAGCGGUGAAAUUAUUCUGCACAGUCUUGCUACAAAUUUGUCCAGCACUCCAUUUGGCCAUGGCACCACUCAGCCUGUUCGACACUUGAAAUAUUCUCCAUUUAAGAAAGCAUUGUUGGGCAGUGUUUCUGACAGUGGAAACGUAACUUUGUGGGAUGUCAACAGUCAAACUCCUUAUCAUAAUUUUGAAAAUACUCAUAAAGCCCCAGCACAAGAAAUCUGUUUUUCCCCCAUCAGUGAACUUCUACUUGUAACAGUAGGUCUGGAUAAAAGAAUAAAUCUCUAUGACACCUCAAGUAAAAGACAGUUGAAGACUUUAGUAGCAGAAGCUCCUCUAACUGCUGUAGAAUUCAUGCCUGAAGGAACUUCCCUGGCGAUUGGAUCUUCACGCGGAAAGAUAUAUCAUUAUGACUUAAGAAAACUGACAGCACCCGUGAAAUCAGUCAGUGCUCACAAAACUUCUGUGAAAUGCAUAGCACUACAGCACUAUAAUAGCUUUUCAAGGUCAAGUCUUAAAGCCUCACAUAAGCAGGCUUGCAAGAGAUCUGAUGUCAAAGCAACAGGCACUACUGCGGGGAUUCAGAGUGCUGGCAUGAUAAAAAACUUGACGUCCAACAUAUCUACUACUUUCCUGCCACAGUCCAAGCCAGCUGCUGAAAUUAAAGGAGCUGAUGCUCUUCAAGAUAAAUCAGGAUUCCCACGCAGCAGCAGCUUGGAUGUGAUUCCUUCCAAAGAAAUUGAUCAUGGGAAUACUUCCAGCUUAACUAAUUUUGAUGAUUUGGGGAGAAAUAGUUUGGGUGACUUGUUCUCUCCACUUCGGGAUGAUGCUGUAGCUUGUAAAACAAGUGAAGAUGUUCCAGGAAAGGUUGAUGGUUUGGAUUUUCAACCAUAUCUUUCAAGUUUGGAUUUUCUCUCCCAGUUCAAUGCUGCUUUACCUGCAAGAAAAGGUCAAACAGGAUCUAACUCACAUAUACUACAUUCUAGUCCACUAAAUGUAUUUGUUGGUUCUCCUAUCAAAGAAGAUGAUGAGAACCCAGAUGUGGAUGCUAAGAAAGCAAAUAAUGGAAGACCAGAGUCUAGAGAACACCAAAUGCUGUUCAGCUCGUCUUGCUCUGAUUCUCCAAAUCUAAAUUCUCCGCCAUUGAUCAACGUAGUCAAGAGUCCUGAUUCUCGAGAAAGGCUUCUUAAGAAUCUCCAGGCUCAACUUGCCUAUGAAUCACCAGUGAAUGGUAGUACUACCUCAACUAGUCCAAAGAUAACUUCUGUUGCUACCGCUGGAGUUGCCAGUUCAUUAUCUGAAAAAAUAGUAGAUACUAUUGGAAACAGCAGGUUGAAUGCACCUUUAUCUUCAGUUCAAAUUCAUUUCAUUCAGAAUAUGAUACAAGAAACUCUGGAUGACUUCAGGGAAGCCUGGCAUCGUGACAUUAUAAAUUUGCAAGUGGAGAUGAUUAAACAGUUUCAUCUGCAGUUGAAUGAAAUGCACGCCUUACUUGAAAGAUACUCUUUAAAUGACAGUUUAGUUGCUGAAAACGAGAGACUGCGGGAAGAAAAUAAAAGACUCCAAGCCCACUACUGACAAUCCCUGUUCAUGCAAAGAAAAUGAGUUGAACUGUUGUACUCAGGCAUCAUGACUUCAUCUGACUGAUAUAUCCUCAGUAUUUUUCCAGAACUUUUUGUAAUUAUAGAAAAAGCAAUACAUAACAUAUUAAUCCAGAAAAAUGCACUAAUAAUGUUUCUAUCAAACUGUUUUUAUGAUAAACUUGAAGACAUUGUUUGUAAACAGGCUAGCAGAAAUAUUGUUAACCAGUUUUAGCUGCAUACUAAGUGCCUUUAUAAAAAGGGAAACUAAAUGGAAAAUGUAUUUUGUACAAAAGUUUAUUAACUUUCUUUGUCUUAAUACAUUUAUAUAAUUUAGGCAUUUGGUUGAUUUUUUGCAUCAUAGUCUGUCUAUAAAAUUUUCUUUUCCUUUGCCUGGAAAAAAAACAUUCAGAUGUCUGGCUCUCAAGAGUCAAGGUUUUGUUUUUGUUUAGUGUAUAUGCUUUAUUUUGCAAUAUACCUUUCUUUAAAUGUUGCUUUGUAAGUGUAGGGUGCAACCUUUGGAUGCAACUGAGUUUUGUAUUAUUUUGAGUAUUUACAUAAUUUAAUAGCAUUCUGAUUAAUUUGCUCCUUUGAAUAAAUAAUUUCUGGACUUUUGCAUAAUCA